GCUGGCUUGGUGUUCAGUUUUGGUUCAGUUCGGGUGCAAUCUUGUGAUAGGUAGUUGCUUGAGUUUUGUUUAUUUUUUUUGAUGUACAUUUUCUUAGUUUUCGGGCGAUAAUUUCCAGCGCCUCAUGAUGUAUUCCCUGCACGGAUCGAACAGCUUCAUCAAGAUGAAUAAAUUCUGCGAGAACACAGAAGGAGGCGACAUAGAUUCGGAUGCCGAGGACCCGGAACAACUGUUGAAUGAAUGGCUGGGAGAGCUGGAUACCCUAACAGGGGGUUUAGACCCGACCGGUUCCACGACGCAUCUGAAGCCGCUCAAUUCGGAAAUAGCCGCCCCUAGGAUAGAUAGUUACAGAUUUUCAAUGGCCAAUUUGGAGGAUUCGCAGGACGUAGACCUGGACGCGAUCCUCGGCGAGCUCUGCGCCUUGGAGACCGUCUGCGAGAGGGAAAUCGGGCAAGCCAGGGAAAAACGGCAAUCAGAGAUACAAUCGGAACCGCACUACAAAAACCGGCCGGACGGCAGGCCGACGUCCGAGGUGCCCAGGAUGAAGUUGGAUCCCGACGACAGCUUGAACAUCAAAAACGAUUCCGGCAGGACCGAAUCUCCCGAUAACGAUUCAGCUUUCAGCGACACGGUGUCCAUGUUGUCCAGCGAAUCCUCGGCCAGCAGCGGCGGCAGCGGCGCCAAGCCGCAAACGCUUCGGCUCCAGAGCAUUCAACAGGACGACGCGUCCAGAGUGAAGGCGGAGAAGAUCAAAAUGGCAAUGGAGAAGAUCAAAGAGGCCAACAUACAGAAAUUAUUCUUGAAGGUUUUCACGACCGAUGGCUCCGCGAAGUCCCUGUUGGUCGACGAGAAGAUGAUAUGCUCUUACGUUACUAGAUUGCUUGCAGAUAAAAACCACGUCCCGAUGGAGCCCAAAUGGGCCAUAGUGGAGCAUUUGCCCGAUUUAUACAUGGAACGUUUUUAUGAGGAUCACGAAUUGUUAGUAGACAAUCUCCUGUUGUGGACGCGAGACUCGAAAAACAAAAUAUACUUCGUAGAAAGGCCGGACAAGAUCAAGUUAUUCCUGCAACCAGAAAAGUUCCUAUUAUCGCCGUCAGACAAAAAAGAAAACCAGGAUUUCGACGAGCACUCCAGAAACAUGUUGCUCGAAGAAUACUUCUCAACGACUAACUCCCCGGAAGUCGAGGGGCCGCUUUACCUAAAAGCGGACUCGAAGAAAGGCUGGAAGAGGCACCACUUCGUCCUCAGAGCCUCAGGCUUGUACUACUUCCCGAAGGAUAAGGUAAAAUCGGCUAAAGACCUCGUCUGCCUGGCGACCUUCGACAACAAUCAAAUCUACUACGGGCUGGGCUGGAAGAAAAAAUACAAAGCUCCGACGGAUUACUGCUUCGCCAUCAAGCACCCCAGGUUGCAGGAGCCCAAGUCCACCAAGUACAUCAAAUACCUCUGCGCCGAGGACCAGGCGUCCCUGGAAAGGUGGAUGGUCGGCAUGAGGAUAGCGAAAUUCGGGAAGCGACUCAUGGACAACUAUCGAAGCCUCAUCGACGAGCUGGCCCAGGAAGAUCUGGAUAUUUUGGCCCACGCCAGAAGUUGUUCCGUUAGUUCCAUCGCCGUGCAUUCGUUUCCUUCUAACGUGACCACUCCCACUCAAGGUUAUCAGAGUAGUGAGGCUGGUUAUGGGACCCAAAGCGAAACGUAUUCGACGUCGACGGAUAUGAGUACGGGCCGGCACAGCAGGGCAAGCAGUUCCAGUUCGAGUGGCUGUAUGUCCGAUGGUGCACCGUCCAGUUGCGAAAAUGCCUUCGAUUCCGAAUUUCCCAUGGGUACAAUAAAACGUAAACCGUCAAUGAAACCCAGCCUUCCUCUGACGAACAUAACGCGACAAUUGAAGGAAGUCGGCGAGAACCGCGACGAGACCGACGGCACCGCCUUGCCCUCCAGUCCCAUCAACUACACCAGUUCCGGUACGCUGACCAGGAGCCACAACCGGCGGAAAUCGAACCAAUCCGAUGACUCCUCCAACACGGGCACCCUCAAGCGGCAGCACUCCUACAAAUCGCGGGGCUCCAUCGAAUCGAUGGGCAGCCGCAGCGGCGGUUCCACGCCGCUCUGCGGCACCCCCGUCAGAGAGCGAUCGUCGCCCUUCAGCGACAGAAACGGCUCGAUCGUGGAGUAUCCUUCGAGCAACGGUUACUUAAGAGGUUCAGUCUCGCCUACUGGAAAUCUACCAUCGUGUAUGACCGACUCGAUUACAUCGUUACCACCGCCCCCGGAAACCAACGGUGACGUUAUUCUCAACAAUUCACCGAACUACUCCCUGCCACCGCCGCCUCCGGAAGUGUACAAUUCGAACCUCUCGCUGGACAGUCUUCCGCCCCCGCCCAACCCCGGCGAUCUACCGCCGAUGACCGGCGGCGACCUCACCGGCAGCCAGCUGUCCCUCAUGUCGCUGCCGCCGCCGCCCUCGGAGGCGGGCACGCUCAGGAAGCGCAGCGGCGCCAGCACGCCGGUGAACGUCCUCAGCCCGGAGCGCACCCCCACGCAGGGCAUGUCGCCCGACCUGACGCCCACCCACUCGAGACUGAACACGCCCGUCUGCAGCCCGCCGCCGUCGAACGCCGGCAGCGGCUGCAGCACGCCCGUCCAGGGCGCCGCGCCGCCGAGCUUCGCGCGCUUCUCGCCGCUGGAGCAGCCCGGCUACGCGAGCCCGCAGUACCGGCAGUCGGGCACGCUGCCCGGCGGCCGCAGCCCCUUCAACAACGCCGCUGGCCUGCGAUCGUCGCUGCGGCAAACGUCCCUGCCCCGGCAGACUUCGUGUAAUAGCAUAGCUUCGACCAACAGCUCCAGCUCGUCGGGCCAAAGCGUCCAGCACAAAGUUAGCUUCCAGGAACCGAUAAGCCCCAAAAAGACUGGUAAAAAGAUUAGUUUUAACCUCACCCCGCAAGAAGUACCGCCGUUACCUAAGAAGCCUCCGCCUCCUAAGAGAGCCGAGACCACCAAGCUGACCAGCCCCAAGAAACUAGCCGAACCGCCGGUGGAAUUCUUGAAGGAUCUCCAGAGAGUCAUGAGGAAAAAAUGGCAGGUGGCGCAAAAGUGCAAGCUAGAGCCGGAGACGACGCCGCACGAGGUGCUGGGCUUCCGGGAUCCCCCGGUCCCGCUGCCCGACUACAAGGAGCACAACGUGUCGAACUGGGUGCAGGAGCACUACGGGCCCAACAACCUCUACGAGAACAUCUACAGGGACAACCAGGAGGCGGUGGUCGACUACGCGACGAGCCCGGUGCACAACAGGUCUUCGGCGGAGUUCAGGUCGAAGAGACCGCCGCCGCCGCCGCCGCCGAAGCGCAGCGAGACGACGCAUUUGAGCACGCCGAAGACUUACUGAUGCCGUGUUUGUUAAUGCGCGAGGGUGGGAAAUGAGCUCAAAUUUCGGCAUAUCGGAGUCCUGUAACGUGUGCUAUGGUAUGGGAUUGUAUACAGUGCGAUUCGAAAGGUUCGUAGCGUUAGUUUUUGGGGGAAAAUGGAGGCUAAAAAGUACUAUUUGAGGUGCAAAUGAGCCUUUUUAUUGUCUUUUAAGAUUGUUUUUUGGUGCGCACUGUAUAAAACCAGCCAUAUGAAUAGAAAUUAGCUUCUGGUGUAAUUCUUACAGCUUUGAUAUAAAGUUAUAAUUCUUAAUUUUAUAUUAUUGCAAAUUAAAGUGAGCCUCUGUCAGAAUUAUUAUAGCAAAAUUCUCGAAUAUACAGUAAAGAUUAAGUUAUUUUGAUAUAGGAAAUUAUAACAAUUUAUUCAUUGUCCAAUGGUUGUAAAUCUCGCUCAGAAAUUGGACAUUUGAUUGCGAAAGAACUCUAACAGAGGUUAAUUUUAACUAAUUUAUAACGCGUCACGGCGCUAAGAAAUUUGUAAAUACGCUAAAAAUAAUCAAACGAAAGCUAUGAAUAUACAUUUAUAAAAUUAGAGAGAGAAUGAGGCUUAAAAUAUAGCAUUUCUGAAGACAUGCUAGUGUAUACAUUCUAAAAUAAUUAAUAUUUACCAAUAAUUAUACAUUAUAAUUCGUGAUGGGUACUUUUAACCGAUUCUUUUACAAGGCUUAAGGGUAUUUUUAAGUCCCUGUAGGUAAAUGUGUAUAAAAAAUAGAACAAAAAUUGCAAUGAGGUCAGUUCCUCGUUACCCUUAUAAAAGAAAAGGAACAAAAGCGAUCCAAUUACAGAAACUAGAUCUAAUUUGUUGGUAUUUGGAAAAAAUUGUUGAAAUUUGAGUUUAUUUUUCCCUCGCGCGCAGGAUAACAGCACUGCCAAUGAAAAGUCUGCGUCGGAAUGUGAUUUUUUUUAAAUUAAUUGUGCCAUUUUCUUGAUCGUCAAGAACUCCCUUAAUUAGAUUAAUCUUAGGAUGCUUAAACGAGAGGUAACCUUGUUGUACAUAUUAAGAAUUAUAGUUAAAUUAUUUAUAAAUAAAAAAUGUCAAACAUUGAUGGUGCUUAUAAAAUAUCCAUCGGACACCGGUGUAGAAAUAUUAAUCGGAAAUUGAAUGGUUUUGUUUAGAAAUUUUGUUGCGAUUUUUGAUGUUAUAUUUUUAUUUCUAUAACGAAAUUAUAUUGACAACAAAUGAUGUUUUAAAAAGUUGUUGAUUGGUUUAAUCCCUCUAUUGGAAUAAACCAGGAGGUAGGAAUUUUUUGAAAUUUUAUUUAGAAUUUUUAUUUUGUUAAUGGAAUGUUUUCGAAAGUCUAUCUACUUACUUUUCUUAAGGAUUCUUCGCAAUGUCUGAUGGAUUAAUAGUUAAACAAGUUUCAACGGAUGUAGUAAAUUUUGUGUGUUUUAUAAAUUUUAUAACAAUUUUUACCUAUAUUAGUUUAAAAAUAUUUAUACGAUGAUAAUGAAGUUACAGGGUUUCGAACGACAGUUGUUUGUAUGUUUUAAAUUUAUUUUUUCUGUCGUAGGUGAUUUUAUCGCAAUUUUCAAUGGCAAAAGGAAUCAAUCUAAAUUACUAAAUAAAUGUAUUUUUUUGAUCCAUCGUAGUUACUCUAGUAAUGUUAUGAUCGUUUCAAUUAAUAAAUUAACACAUUUACUAAUCUCGGUUUGAUUAAGUAAAAAACUAGUCGUUAUCAUAAUCAUCACACUCAUCAUCAUCAUCAUCAUUAGAUUUGUUCUAUUUCUAAGUUUUCAAUUGAUUUUUAUAAGAAUUAAUUUUGAUUUUGGCGAUUUAUAAAAUUAUGAUAAAGUCUCUUCUACGAAUUUCUGCUAUACUCUGUAUGUAUGUAAUACUUUUGUAAAUAAACUUUAAGUAUUCAAGUAACUGUAAUAUACUGAUACACGAUUUUUACGUAAUGUUUAUUGAUCUCUGCAAUGCCAUUAUUACAUGUUUUUGUACGUUUUAUACUAGCAUAUUGUUACAUGAAUAUACUUACAGAAUAAGUUGUUUAAUAACGAUUUUUUCGGACAUGUAUAAGUUGUUUGAUUUCAAGGGAUUGUCGCAGCACAAUGGGCGAUUUUCAAAGUUUCUACAUAAUACAUAUUACCACUGCGAUUUUUUAUAUAUAUUAAUGAUUUUAUAAAUUGUGUGCACUUCUCGCAGAUAAUCCAGAGCAAGGAUUUGCUAAUUUAUUUUGUAAUGUUUUCUUGUUUAUAUGCGAGACUUGUACACGUUCAGAAUGCCAUUUAAUUUUUUAAAUUGUCUUUGAAAUAAAUUA
Messenger RNA from Phyllotreta striolata, 5683 nucleotides. The record is from the annotation of a GenBank genome assembly. Lineage: Eukaryota; Metazoa; Arthropoda; Insecta; Coleoptera; Chrysomelidae.